UACAGAGUGAGACAACAUCGCGCAGGCGAAGUCAGAUUUUUGGAGCGCCAAGUUAAAAUUAACCAAUGGGCAACAGAUUACGCAUGUGUUUCCGGUUGCAUUCUGUCAAAGCGGUUUGUUGUCACAGGCCUUUGCUCUGCUGCCGUAGUGCCGGAUACUAUUUCCAACGUGGUUUUGAAGAUGCGUGCGCACGGAAAGUCACUAUGGAAGUUUUACGAUCUUACAGGAAAAGGGUCAAUUAAGGGCAUAAUUAGACCAAAUAUCAUACCAUAGGUUUACCUUUAAGGCUUUAUCAAUCGAAAAGUAAUAAUUUGCAAAAACGCUCGUAUAGAUACUAUGUUUAAAAUUAGUUUGCUGAAAAUCGGAACUUAAAAUUUUAAUAAAUAAUUGAGUAUUUAAAGCCCGGUUGUACAAUCGCUGGUCAAAAGUGAUGGUCAGCCAACUAGUAGUUACAGUUAACUAAUAGUUAAAUCAGUAAUGCGUCUUUCAAUCCCGUUCCAACUGUUGGUUGGGGAACUAGAAGUUAAUAUUAAAUUUCCUUUCGUUGGUACUCAACAGUGUACUUGUAAGCAUGCGCGGCGAGUCAGCUGUUCGCUCGCAUCUGUGUUGUCAUAUUUUGUUGACGUUUUGAAUACACGCGUUAUAUUAGUUCCUUGGUUUUUUUUUAUAUUGUGAUUGAAAAUUGCAAUAACAUUUUCUUUUCAUAAAGUUAUUGUGUAAACUGUCUACAAAGGUAUGAAACAAUCAAAUAGCACUAUAUUAAUUGUUUUAACAAUAUUUUAUAAUGUACAAAGUAUUUGAUUACCUAUAUAUAAUUGUAGAAUGGAUAAAAAAGACAGCAGUAAGCGAAGCGCAAAUUUUUCGAAAGAAGACGAAAGUUUACUUAUCGAUAUAAUAGCAGAAAAUAAAGACGUCAUAGAGAAUAAGCAAUCUGGGGCUCAGCACUGGAAAGAUAAAGAAAAGGCAUGGGAAAAAGUGACUGAUUUGUUCAAUGCCAAUAGUACUAGUGGAGCCAGAUCUACCAAAACAUUGAGGGACAAAUAUAACAAUUUAAAGAAAAAAACUAAAGAAAAAAAUUCAAAAAUUAUUUUGAGCUUUAGAAAAACUGGUGGAGGAGAUAGCGAAGAAAAAGAGCUGAAUCCAGUAGAAGCAAAAGUUAAACAGUUAAUGGGUGUCCAAGUUGAAGGGCUUCCCAGUAGUUAUGACUGUGAUAAUGAAAUAGUUCAUAACCCCCCUAGUAUUGAGGAAUAUGUGAUGGCAGAAUAUGAACAGAUUGUCCCAGGACCUUCGGGAAGUAAUCGACAAGAAGGCGUGGAGGAAAUAGAGACUGACUGGACUGCAUAUUGUCCAAAAAAAACUCUCUCAACAAACUUCCAAAAAAUUAAGGGGGAAAAGUAGAUUUGGAGUUAACCAAGGAAAAAAAGUUUAUUCUAAUCCUAUCAUUGACGCGAAACUUGAGUUCAUCAAGCUGCAAAAACAAAAGUUUUUGGAAGAACAUCAGUUAAAAAUGGCGAUAUUGAAAACGGAGUUGAGAUUGAAGCAAAAACAAUUGCGUAAUUUUAAACAAUAAAACAAAAGUGGAGUCA
This is a messenger RNA of Zophobas morio, 1586 nucleotides long. RefSeq lists its product as uncharacterized. Bases 823 to 1398 code for a protein of 191 amino acids. The transcript has 3 exons. The record is from RefSeq and is a predicted model, not a curated record. Lineage: Eukaryota; Metazoa; Arthropoda; Insecta; Coleoptera; Tenebrionidae. Gene Ontology annotation, cellular component: nucleus.